AUGACUUUGUCCCAUCAACAACUUCCUGUUCCUGAAGAACUUCAGUCUGAACUACAACCAUUACAAUCACCGUCGUUAUCAUCAACGGGAGCAACAGCAGUACCAACCACCACCACAACAAUAACAACAACAACAACAACAACAACAACAACACAAUCAUCGAAGAAAGAUAAGAAAAAAAGUUCAUCAUCUCCUAAUGAAGCUCCUAGACCUCAUGUAUGUCCUGUUUGUAAUAGAGCGUUCCAUCGUUUGGAACAUCAAACAAGACAUAUAAGGACUCAUACUGGUGAAAAGCCACAUUCUUGUGAUUUCCCAGGAUGUACCAAGAAAUUCAGUAGGUCUGAUGAAUUGACAAGACAUAAGAGAAUCCAUACAAACCCAAACCCACGAGGUAAAAGAGGUCGUAAGAAAAAAAUUGUGGCUCCUCCUCCAGCACAAUCUGAUACGGAUACCCCCAUUCAGCAAACCCCAUUACAAUCACCGAUUUUUGAAUCCUCUUCACGUAUACGUCUCAAUGCUCUGUCGUCGCUACAAUUGAUGACACCUUUGCAAACAAUUUCCUCCCCUUUGCAAGCCACAUCUUCUAUGUUUAUCGAUACCCCAGAACCUCCUUCCAAUUCGUCCUCUACGAAAAUCAUCCUGCCAAGACCAAGAUCUCUGACAGAUCUAUCGUCCCACACAGCAUUCUCCAUUACAAAAUCAUCAAACUCUCUAUCAUCAUCCUCUUUGUCAAGAAUGAAAAGACAAUCCUCAGCACUAAGUCUUUCCGAUUUGAUAAACAAAUCUACUCAACAACCAUUAUUCACUUCCAUCACACAUAACAUAUCAGACCCAGAUUUCAGUGACGACGAAACUUUGGGUCUCAAAGAUCCGCAAACUCAUUCAAGGAAAAAUUCGGGAACCACGCCAGUAAGAAUAUUAGAAACAAGAACAGCAACCGCUGGCCUCAAUAUCAAUACCAAUACAAUCACCAAUACCGCAAAUAACAAUAACGCCAACACCACAAAUAAUGCAUCAUCGGAUCAUUUCACCAAUGAAUUAAGCACAAGGUUAUUAGUAGUACAGCAACAGCAGAAACAAAACGAUCCAAUCUCGUCAGAUAUUAUCGCUUGCCAAGAUAAUUCGCCGUUGCCUCCUAUUAGAAGUUUGCAAUUGCAAUUUCCUACCGAUUGA
This is a messenger RNA of Henningerozyma blattae CBS 6284, 1173 nucleotides long. It is a transcript of the gene MIG1, whose product is annotated as transcription factor MIG1. The coding region runs from base 1 to 1173 and encodes 390 amino acids. Gene Ontology annotation, molecular function: RNA polymerase II cis-regulatory region sequence-specific DNA binding. The record is from RefSeq and is a predicted model, not a curated record. The transcript has a single exon. Gene Ontology annotation, cellular component: nucleus; cytoplasm. Lineage: Eukaryota; Fungi; Ascomycota; Saccharomycetes; Saccharomycetales; Saccharomycetaceae.